This is a messenger RNA of Xylona heveae TC161, 297 nucleotides long. RefSeq lists its product as hypothetical. Lineage: Eukaryota; Fungi; Ascomycota; Xylonomycetes; Xylonales; Xylonaceae. The transcript is spliced from 2 exons. Bases 1 to 297 code for a protein of 98 amino acids. The record is from RefSeq and is a predicted model, not a curated record.
AUGCAGGUCGCAGAAAUAUUGUCUGAUUUGACAUCCUUGCAAGUUUGUGGCCAUGAUGAAGCAUCUGCCUUAGUGAAUGCGCACAAGACCCUUGGAAAUGCAAAAGCCGAGAAAAUAGAAAAUCAGACACAAAUGCUGGAUCCACGUGACGACCCAGACCUUCAACGAGCCAACGAUGUGAUGGAGCUGCAUGCCGCGGUCAAACUCAAACAUUCUCAUGGCGUGGAUGAGGCAUUGCAGAGAAGCCGAGCAGAUGUGCGGCGCAUCCUGAGUAGCCUUACAACGAGCCAUGUCUGA